CUACUCUUACUUCGCAAUAAACACAGCUUUUAGACUUCGCACUCCUCUGCUCGCCACAGGUUCUAUCGAGAAGGGCUUGAGCUCGGAUAGGACUGACCAUGCAAUCCUCUGGCUAUUCUUUGGAAGCGCCAGCCGAACCAGAGCCUCGCAAUGUCGUUGGUUCGGCCGUGACCGAUCAUGCCUUCGCCUCGGCAGCCAAUAUCAGCCAUGCUACUGUUGUCACUGGAAACACCACUGGGGCCACACAGGAAGCAUUGGAGAGUAGCGCCAAUCCUGCAAGCUUUUCUCGCGACGAAGAGUCCAGUGGACAAGAUGCCCAAGCGGACACAGGCGGAUCGGGUUGGCAGUGGGCGGACAGAGCACAAGUCCUACGAGCCCAUCAGAGGGAUAGCUUGCACUUACUGAAGCUGCAGGAUCUUUUCGCUGAUGUGGUGCGGUCACUUAUCGGGUCCAGACGGUAUCUAUCGAAUCAAACAACGGUGUCCGUUCUUUCGCAGGCGCUUUAUUAUGGACUUUCGUUUGGAUUAGGCACGCAAACAUUAGGAGAGGAAUACGUUGAGAUCUACCCUUACGUUAAUCGCAAGCGCAAUUUCCCGUCAAAGCUGCGCCGUAUUCUUUCUCUUGUCGUCCUCAUAGGAGCUCCUUAUGCCCUUAGCAACCUGGUAGAGCGCCUCUCAAAUGGUCGCUCGGCUUCAGAUGCCCCUGAAGGUGGAACCCCGCUCACAAGGAGACAAAUCCUCGUCAAAUGGUUGAGGUCAGGCUGGUUCAAGGCGUUGCCAGAACUAUGGUUCGCGUGGUUCUUGAUCAAAGGCAGGAACGUGCAAUGGACGAAGAGCUUGAUGGGGAUGAGUUAUAUCACCAACUCGCCAGCCGCUUCGCAGAAAGCACCCUCUGCCUACGAACCCGUAGGAUUUCUCCUCCUUCUGCCUCUGGUCAACCGUGUACUAGCUGGCUGGAGAGCGAAACGAGCUCGAGAGGAGGAAGAAGCUGCGAGAGCCGAAAGCUUGGAUUCGGCAGGAAAGGGAAAGGGGGACCAUCCCGCCGUGGUGAAGGAUAUUACGUCUCGUUACAACAUCGACGGGAGACCGGUCGAUCUGACGACUUUGGGUGCGAUCUCCGAAGAACAACAGACAGGCGGGAUCGACGUCACCACGGUGGACCCCCAUUCCUUCACACCGCAUUCGAUACUGGACAAAUCCGCUCUUGCCAAUCCCGACCGGCAAUGCCCGCUCUGCCUCGCACCAUGCGGCUUGGCGGAAGAGAGCGGGGGGACCUGCGCGACAGAGUGUGGACACGUAUUCUGCUGGUCGUGCAUACAAGACUGGUCAGCAGAAAAGAUGGAAUGUCCUCUUUGUAGACAGGCUUUACGGCUGGAGCGAUUAACACCGCUUUACAACUUGUAA
This is a messenger RNA of Filobasidium floriforme, 1403 nucleotides long. RefSeq names its product putative peroxisome assembly protein per8. Gene Ontology annotation, cellular component: peroxisomal membrane. Gene Ontology annotation, molecular function: zinc ion binding. Gene Ontology annotation, biological process: protein import into peroxisome matrix. The record is from RefSeq and is a predicted model, not a curated record. Bases 99 to 1403 code for a protein of 434 amino acids. The transcript is spliced from 7 exons. NCBI's taxonomy places the organism in Eukaryota, Fungi, Basidiomycota, Tremellomycetes, Filobasidiales, Filobasidiaceae.